Varanus komodoensis (Komodo dragon) is the source of this 1097-nucleotide messenger RNA. It is a transcript of the gene RAMP2, whose product is annotated as receptor activity modifying protein 2. Gene Ontology annotation, cellular component: signaling receptor complex; cell surface; membrane. Lineage: Eukaryota; Metazoa; Chordata; Lepidosauria; Squamata; Varanidae. Gene Ontology annotation, molecular function: coreceptor activity. The transcript has 5 exons. Gene Ontology annotation, biological process: calcium ion transport; G protein-coupled receptor signaling pathway; angiogenesis. The record is from RefSeq and is a predicted model, not a curated record. The coding region runs from base 157 to 681 and encodes 174 amino acids.
GAGCACAGCUUGCUCCUGAAUCUCAUUUUUCACAUGUCUGCUGCGCUCAGUACCAGCUCUGUCAGAGGAAAGGAGGCGCUUCCUGUUAUUCUGAUUCAAACCUCAAGCUGGAUAGGAGGGAACAGGCAGCUGUGCUGAGUGGCAGGGUGUGCAACCAUGGAGGGCCGGUGUCUGCCACUGCAGCUUUUUCUGCUUGUCGUUACGGUGGCUAUUAGGCUUGAUGCUCAUUCAUGGACAACACUGACUCCCCCAAAUGCCACCAUCUCUUUGGAAGAAGGGUUGAAGAACACAACAUUCAACAGUUCAAUGGAAACCAGUGAAGAUGAGAAUUACAGUGUCAACGCAGAAAACUGCUGGAAAUUCUUUGUCCACCAGAUGGCUAACGUCAGCAAAGUGCACUGGUGUGAGUGGAGAGCAGUUAGCAGACCAUACAGUGAACUGCGACGCUGCCUGGAAGACUGGGCUGAUAAGCUGAACGUUGGCUAUCCCAAUACCUUGGCUGAGAACUACAUUGUCUACAGUCACCGCUUGUACUUCCGGAACUGCACCAUGGAACACCCACCCCUUCUGGACCCCCCUGAAAAUGUUUUGCUCCCCCUCAUCAUAACUCCCAUCUGUCUCAUCCCUUUCCUGGUCAUGCUUGUUGUGCUGAAGAGCAAGGAUGGGGAGAUGCAGUCAUGAGUCCAUACCUUCAUUUACUGACAUCGUAGUGCCCUCAUGGCCUAGCACCUUGCAAUGCAAUGCUGUUGCAUUUCUUACCUCUUGACUAUCAUGGUUUGCCCCCUCUCACUCUAAGAUCACAACCUGGCAUGAACCACUAGACUAGAAACUGAAGGUUUUGAAUACUGAGAAUAUCAGAGCACCUCACAACUUGUAUUAAAUGAGAUGGCACAGAAACCCUGUCCUCAGUCAUACAAGUAAAUGUAGUUACAUGUUCACAGCAGGCUUAAACCAGCUUGAAAGUGGCAUAGCUCAUGCUCAUUCUGAAGGAAUUCUGGGAACUGUAGUGCUACAGGGCUGCUGGAAACUUUUGGUGUAAACUUUCUAGACCAGGGGUCUCAAACUCGUGGCCCGCGGGCCAAUUGCUGGGAUGGGUG